UAAUGCAAAUAAUGCAUUAUUACGGAUUAAUGGUUAUAUUUCUGGCUGGCUUCUGCCUGGCCGAGGAGAUCCUGGAGCUAAGCUGCUCCACCGAUGCCCAGUGCCUCCAGUUUGAGCGCGGACGAUGCCUCAAUGCGACCUGCACCUGUACAGCACGUGACUCGGGUCAGCGCGUGGACUGCAAGCCCAUGGAACAGAAGGUCACAAAUAUCAUUGGCGGCCACUGUCCCUGCCAUCAGGACCAUGCCGAGUGCAACAAGAAGUUGGAGCAGUGCUCCUGCUCCUCCGGAUUCGUUCCGAGCGAGGACAAACGACGCUGCCUCGCGGAGGUGGUGCGACUGGACGAACGCUGCGAAUUCCAUCGCCAGUGCCAGUUGGCGGACAAAUUCAGUUCCUGCCACCUAUCGCAAAAUCGCUGCCUGUGUCGAUCAAACUUUGAGUCCCAUCAGGGACACUGUCUGGCCGUCCUGGAGUCCAGCUGCGUAAACGACACCGAUUGCGGCAGCUGCGGUGCCUUGCUCUGCCUGCCGCAGCUCAAGAAGUGCGGCUGUGCCGUCAACUAUGUCCACAACCGCAACAUGACCAAGUGCAUCACUGGAUCGGACUACGGCGAUGGCUGCGACAGCAGCACGGCCUGCCAGCUUAGCCUUGGUUCCGGUGGCCAGUGCCAGGAUCAUCGCUGCGCCUGUCGCUCCACCCACUAUCCCAGAAAGGUCCCCAACGCCAUCCCGAAAGAGGAGAAUGCAGUGGAUACAAACCAGCUGGAGCGGAUUAUCUGCGAGCCCAUAGUGCCGUUUGGUGCCUACUGUCGCACCAACAGCGACUGCCAAAUGCAUCCUCUGAUGGCAGGUGAAUCCCGACCCCUGCCUCCAACGUCCUCCAUGGAGUGCAAGUGGGGCGAGUGCCGCUGCAGUGCCUACCACAGUGUCCAGGACAACCAAUGCGUGCUGGAGAGUGGCGGAAGCAUCCCAACCCACCUCUGGAUUGGACUUUUGAUUCCGAUUUCAUUGAUUCUUUAUUAGAAAAUAGAAAAAAAGCUGUUCAACUUAUCAAAUACAUUGAUUUAUGCAGA
Messenger RNA from Drosophila persimilis, 1072 nucleotides. Its product is annotated as tenascin. The record is from RefSeq and is a predicted model, not a curated record. The transcript has 2 exons. Bases 3 to 1022 code for a protein of 339 amino acids. NCBI's taxonomy places the organism in Eukaryota, Metazoa, Arthropoda, Insecta, Diptera, Drosophilidae.